AUGUUGGCUCAACAGAUUGCGCAGCAGUCGCUGCGGCGAUUGGCCACCCAGACCAAUGCGUCCCUUUUCGCGGCACCAGCGAUGCUGGGAGCCUCUCGCAACGCUUUCGAUGUUCAGCGAAGACUCGCGACCGCCGCCGCUACUCCUAGCCAGCAGGCCAACCACGACAUCCUCGUCAAGCAGCGAUUGAACCGCCCAGUCGCGCCGCAUCUCACCAUCUACCGCCCUCAGGUCACCUGGUACUUGUCCGCUCUGAACCGUAUCACCGGCUGCGUGCUCAGCGGUGGUUUCUACGCCUACGGUGCGCUCUACCUCAUCGCGCCCACCCUCGGCUGGCACGUCGAGUCGUCAGUUCUUGCUGCCAGCUUCGCUGCAUGGCCCGCUUUCCUGGCCAUCACGACCAAGGCUCUUGUCGCCUUCCCUUUCACCUUCCAUUGCCUCAACGGUCUUCGUCACCUGACCUGGGACACUGCCAGCAUGAUCACCAACAAGCAGGUCACCACCACCGGCUGGGCGGUUGUGUAUGCCAGCAUUGCGUCGGCAGUUGGCUUGGCUUUCUUGUAG
Dissoconium aciculare CBS 342.82 is the source of this 564-nucleotide messenger RNA. Its product is annotated as mitochondrial succinate dehydrogenase subunit C. Bases 1 to 564 code for a protein of 187 amino acids. Gene Ontology annotation, biological process: mitochondrial electron transport, succinate to ubiquinone; tricarboxylic acid cycle. Gene Ontology annotation, cellular component: membrane. The transcript is spliced from 3 exons. The record is from RefSeq and is a predicted model, not a curated record. Lineage: Eukaryota; Fungi; Ascomycota; Dothideomycetes; Mycosphaerellales; Dissoconiaceae. Gene Ontology annotation, molecular function: electron transfer activity; succinate dehydrogenase activity.